Messenger RNA from Vitis riparia (riverbank grape), 1318 nucleotides. Its product is annotated as protein transport protein SEC13 homolog B. The transcript has 2 exons. Gene Ontology annotation, cellular component: COPII vesicle coat; nuclear pore outer ring. Bases 195 to 1100 code for a protein of 301 amino acids. Gene Ontology annotation, molecular function: protein binding; structural molecule activity. The record is from RefSeq and is a predicted model, not a curated record. Gene Ontology annotation, biological process: protein import into nucleus; COPII-coated vesicle budding. NCBI's taxonomy places the organism in Eukaryota, Viridiplantae, Streptophyta, Magnoliopsida, Vitales, Vitaceae.
AUAAAUCCAGAGACCUUUCCUCCGACCACGAAAGCUAAGCUCGGCGAGAGAGAAAGAGGGAGCGUUCGAGCUUUCUCAUCUGAAGUUAGGCUCUCAGAUCCAAUCAGGAGUUCAAGAGAAGGAACCCAAGAAGCUGAGCUGAAGGAAGUUGCAAAGGUGAAUUAUAGUGAUAACCAAAAGGGAUAUCAGGAAAGAUGCCUUCACAGAAGAUCGAAACAGGUCACCAGGACACAGUCCAUGAUGUUGCCAUGGAUUACUAUGGAAAGAGAGUGGCAACAGCUUCAUCUGAUACCACCAUUAAGAUAAUCGGUGUUAGCAAUAAUGCUUCACAACACCUUGCUACUUUGAGUGGUCAUCAAGGCCCUGUUUGGCAGGUUGUUUGGGCACACCCCAAGUUUGGAUCAAUCCUUGCUUCUUGUUCCUAUGAUGGCCGAGUGAUAAUCUGGAAGGAAGGAAAUCAAAAUGAGUGGACACAAGCUCAUGUUUUCAGUGAUCAUAAAUCAUCUGUCAACUCCAUUGCUUGGGCACCUCAUGAACUUGGCCUCUGCUUGGCUUGUGGGUCCUCUGAUGGGAAUAUCUCUGUCUUCACUGCUAGGUCUGAUGGCACUUGGGACACCACAAAGAUAGAUCAAGCUCACCCUGUUGGAGUAACCUCAGUUUCAUGGGCCCCAUCAAUGGCUCCUGGUGCUCUGGUUGGAUCUGGUCUGCUGGAUCCUGUUCAGAAGCUGGUUUCUGGUGGCUGUGAUAAUACUGUGAAGGUGUGGAAGCUAUACAACGGGAAUUGGAAGAUGGACUGUUUCCCUGCUCUUCAGAUGCAUACAGAUUGGGUAAGGGAUGUGGCUUGGGCACCCAAUUUGGGGCUUCCAAAGUCCACAAUUGCAAGUGCUUCACAGGAUGGAACAGUUGUAAUAUGGACUGUGGCCAAGGAAGGUGAUCAAUGGGAGGGUAAAGUUUUGAAGGAUUUCAAGACCCCAGUUUGGAGGGUCUCAUGGUCGCUGACUGGAAACCUAUUGGCUGUGGCUGAUGGAAACAAUAAUGUGACAUUAUGGAAAGAAGCAGUUGAUGGUGAGUGGCAACAGGUUACUACAGUGGACCCAUAGAUUGUUAGCAUUUAGCCUGAUGAAGAGCUAAGUUUGUUAGCAUUCGUCAAUAUUUUAUUUUGGUAUAAUGUUGAAUACUUUUAUUGUAUUAGUCAGUGUGGUUCCCAAAUCUUAGAGGUGAAAGAAGUGAGAAUUGAUUAAAUGCUUUUUCUUUCAUUUUUCUCUUGUUCUACUAUUUCUGUUUAUUAUGAAUACCUGAAUGAUUUUGAUUUUCUCCA